UUUUUUCCUUAUUGCUUCGCCUCUCUUCUCCUCUUCGAUUCAGCACUCUUCUAUUGAUCUGUUAACAAUGGCGGCAUCUGCUUCUUCCGCUAUCAAUCUCUCCAUCAAACCCUCACAUACCUCUCUCUCAUGGAAAACUCACCUCUCUUCUACCUCCGCCUUAGCCGUUUCUCCUAUCUCCGGUCACCGUCAGUAUCCGCGUUUCGUUAUCUACGCUGUGGGAGAUAAACCGACGGUUCUCGUAGCUGAAAAACUCGGUGAGGCAGGGGUCAAUCUCCUUAAGGAAUUUGCCGAUGUUGAUUGUUCUUAUAACCUGACUCCUGAGGAGCUCUGUAAUAAGAUCUCAUUGUGUGAUGCGUUGAUUGUAAGGAGUGGAACGAAGGUGAGCAGAGAGGUAUUUGAGUCAUCCGGUGGACGGCUCAAAGUUGUUGGACGAGCUGGUGUUGGUAUUGAUAAUGUCGAUCUUGCAGCCGCGACUGAGCAUGGAUGCCUUGUUGUAAAUGCCCCGACUGCUAACACUGUUGCUGCUGCUGAGCAUGGAAUUGCGUUACUCACAGCUAUGGCUCGAAAUGUUGCUCAGGCCGAUGCUUCCGUUAAAGCUGGGAAAUGGCUGAGAAAUAAAUAUGUUGGUGUCUCAUUAGUGGGCAAAACACUUGCUGUGAUGGGUUUUGGAAAGGUUGGAUCAGAAGUUGCCAGGCGAGCUAAGGGACUUGGCAUGCAUGUUAUUGCUCAUGAUCCAUAUGCCCCUGCUGAUCGUGCACGUGCCAUUGGGGUGGAGCUCGUUAGCUUUGAUAAAGCCAUUGCUUCUGCAGAUUUUAUCUCACUUCACAUGCCCCUUACUCCUGCAACUAACAAGGUCCUAAAUGAUGAAACUUUUGCAAAGAUGAAAAAGGGAGUACGAAUUGUAAAUGUUGCUCGUGGGGGAGUGAUUGAUGAAGAUGCUUUGGUCAGGGCACUUGAUGCAGGAAUUGUGGCACAGGCGGCACUUGAUGUUUUCACUGUGGAGCCACCAAAGGAUAGUAAGUUGGUUCAACAUGAGAAUGUAACUGCAACUCCUCAUCUUGGUGCUAGUACUAUGGAAGCUCAGGAAGGGGUGGCCAUUGAGAUAGCAGAAGCUGUUGUUGGAGCUUUGAAGGGAGAGCUUGCAGCUACUGCUGUCAAUGCUCCAAUGGUGCCUGCUGAGGUGCUUUCCGAGCUGAAGCCUUUUGUAGCACUGGCUGAAAAACUUGGUAGACUUGCUGUCCAACUAGUAGCUGGUGGAAGUGGUGUGAAAUCAGUGAAAGUAACUUAUGGUUCAGCUAGAGGACCUGAUGAUCUUGACACAAGAUUGCUUCGGGCGAUGAUAACUAAGGGAUUGAUUGAGCCUAUUUCCAGUUCUUUUGUGAACUUGGUAAAUGCAGAUUUCACAGCUAAACAGAGGGGACUGAGAAUAGCUGAGCUAAGAUCUCUUCUAAAUGGUUCUCCAGAAAGUCCACUCGAAUUCAUUCAGGUUCAAAUUUCCAGUGUGGAGUCCAAGUUUGCCAGUGCUCUUUCCGACUCUGGAGAGAUUAGAGUGGAGGGCAGGGUUAAAGAUGGAAUCCCCCAUUUGACAAAAGUUGGAUCUUUUGAAGUGGAUGUGAGCUUGGAGGGCAGCAUCAUUCUGUGCAGACAGGUUGAUCAGCCUGGAAUGAUUGGAAAGGUGGGUAGCAUCUUGUCUGAGGGGAAUGUGAACGUAAGCUUCAUGAGUGUUGGAAGGGUUGCUCCAAGGAAGCAUGCUGUUAUGGCUAUUGGGGUGGAUGACCAACCAAGCAAAGAGAUAUUGAAGAGAAUUGGGGAAAUUCCUGCUGUUGAGGAGUUUGUUUACCUAAAGAUAUAGGCACUGUCAGAUUUUGUCUAAAUUCUCUAUGAAGCCAAUUUUGGUAUUGUUGUUUUGUCUACAAGUAGGAUAAUGUAGGAUAGAAAAAUAAUUUGGAUGUGAAAUUACAAGUGUACUACAUUGAGUUGUCAAUUUGACAGUUUUUUGUGCUUCA
Solanum stenotomum is the source of this 2009-nucleotide messenger RNA. Its product is annotated as D-3-phosphoglycerate dehydrogenase 1, chloroplastic-like. The record is from RefSeq and is a predicted model, not a curated record. Bases 68 to 1855 code for a protein of 595 amino acids. Gene Ontology annotation, molecular function: NAD binding; phosphoglycerate dehydrogenase activity. Lineage: Eukaryota; Viridiplantae; Streptophyta; Magnoliopsida; Solanales; Solanaceae. The transcript has 5 exons. Gene Ontology annotation, biological process: L-serine biosynthetic process. Gene Ontology annotation, cellular component: chloroplast stroma.